CUGGAGAGGAGCUGGGGGAGGACGGUGGCCCGCGAGGCUCGUGCAGACAACGCGGCGGCGAUGUCCGCGAGCCAGGCGAACGCCGCGGCGGUAGCGGCGGGGCCUCGCGCGUGGCUGGGCGGCCUGGGCUGCGGCCUCCCCGCCGGUCCCUGGGAGCGGGCGCGCGGCGGGCGCGGGAGCAGUGGCGGAGGCCCCGGCGCGUCCUUCUGCCCCGCAGCCUGAGCCCGGGCGGCUGGAGGGCUCCGCUGCCCGAGGAUGGGAAUUCUCUUCACCCGGAUCUGGAGGCUGUUCAAUCACCAGGAGCACAAAGUUAUCAUUGUUGGGCUGGAUAAUGCAGGGAAAACUACCAUCCUUUACCAGUUUUCCAUGAAUGAAGUUGUACAUACAUCCCCUACAAUAGGAAGUAAUGUGGAGGAGAUUGUGGUUAAUAAUACACGUUUCCUGAUGUGGGAUAUUGGAGGUCAAGAAUCGCUUCGAUCUUCAUGGAACACUUACUAUACUAACACUGAGUUUGUAAUAGUUGUUGUGGACAGCACAGACAGAGAAAGAAUUUCAGUAACUAGAGAAGAGCUCUACAAAAUGCUGGCCCACGAGGACCUAAGAAAAGCUGGAUUGCUGAUUUUUGCUAAUAAACAAGAUGUUAAAGAAUGCAUGACAGUAGCAGAGAUCUCCCAGUUUUUGAAGCUAACGUCUAUAAAAGACCACCAGUGGCAUAUCCAAGCAUGCUGCGCUCUUACUGGCGAGGGGUUAUGCCAAGGACUCGAGUGGAUGAUGUCACGGCUGAAGAUCAGAUGAUCUCUACUGACCUCUUCUCACAGACUCUGUAUCAACAAAGUGCUGGACUUUACCUGCAAGCUGCAAAAAAAAAAACGGUUGAGAUAUAUUUAUAAUAAACUGAUUUAAGUGUUUUUCUACAAGAAGGAAAUGAAGACCACUCAUUUGAAAGCAAAGAUGAACGUCACCGCCCAGUUUGCUCUCAUUCCUGCCGAAGUGCGUCGAAGCUGUGACUGACGUUUCUCACGAUGAAUCCUCUCCGGAUGUGGGAUGUGGUAGAGCUGUGGCGAGUACGAAGGGAGAGGAAGACAUUUGAACUGUAGAGCUUUAUUGUCCGAGUGCUUUGCCCUUCCCACCCCACCCCAAGUUGAAUGUUCCCUUCUCAUUACGUUGAAUCAAAUACAAAUCAGCACAGAUACCGUUCCCAGUUUUUAAAAAUGUAAUAUUAUGGAAAGUAUUUUGCUUAAAGUUGAAUAUGUAUUGUGUAUAUACCUCAAGUUCAGGUUAAUGGCUUUGUGUUCUAAAGAAAAGCAGAUAGUACAAUAAUAACCUUAGUUAUUACCCUAAUGUUAUUCAGUACCAACGUUAGUGUUAAGGGUCAUUUUUGUAGUUUCCCUUCUGUUCUCUGUAUUGUUCUAACAAGCCAGCCCUGACCUAGAAUUGUUGAGCUGCUCCUUAAAAACAAAACAGAAAAAAGCUUGACAUUGUAUACCAAUUUUUCUUGCUCAGUAAUUGAGAUGGACAAAUGUAACACAAGUGAGUAGAGUGUCUGCUAGACUCCUGGCCAGGAGUGACUGGGCAGAAUUACAGAGAGAGCAGUUACCAGACUUCCCCUUCUGUUGAUCCUAUGCCAACUCAGCUACUAAUCAGUCAUAAGUUGUGAUUAAAACUACCAGGUCAUUUUUAAUUGAAAAUCAUGGUGUGAAAUAUAUAUGCCCAAAGAGGAAACAUUCUAUAAAUAGUAGUAAUUAAUUUAGCUGCAGCUUUUUAGGUAUAACAUGACAAACAGCUAAAAAUGAAUUUGAGAGUAAGCAUAAGGCAUAGUUUUCAGUGAACAUUGAUAAUUUCUCAAUUUGCAGAUUUAUUUAUUUCUGUAGGUUUUCUUAACAUGUUCUUCUACUGCAUAAAAUACCUUGUUUAAUAGUUAGGAAAUCCAAAUACUCUGAAUGCUUUCGAGAAUUUGAUUGAAAAUUUGACAUGUUACAUUAUUUGUACUAGAAGUAAUUUGAUCCAAAACACCUUUUAUAUUUGCUGGGUUUUUUUUAAUUUAUCUAAAAGUUGAAGGUAUUUCUGUCAUAACUAUAAACAAAAUUACCAUGUGUUUUAACAUAUUCUUGGUGAUUCUAUAUGCCUUUUGUGCCCUGGAAAUUUGAAGGUUAGUCAAAACUGUUAAGAUUUAGGAUAUUAAAAAAAAAAUUAACUAGUUUUAAUAUCAGACUUUAAAAUUUCCUAAAGAUUUUGAUAAGAAAUAGAAGUCCACAUUACAAGCAUUAAUGGAGCUUUGAAAAAUCUUUCAUUAAAUGUGAGACACUUAACUGUCUAAACCCAUCGGGUGCAGAUGAGUGUUAACAGGGAUGCUUUGUGUUUGAGAUCUGCUGUAAGCCUCCCAGUACACUCUCAGCAUUUAAUGUUUGCCCACCUGCUCUGAGAAAAUCAGCCCUCAAUCACUGGGCUUUGUAGUGCUAAGUUCUAGUCAUACGUUCUCAUACUUCAAAUCACGAUGAAAAGUUUCCUCUGGUGUAUUAGAAAAUCCCCUUAAAGACUCACAUCUCCUCCGUAGUAUUGUUAAAGACAAACAGCCUCUAAUGGAGCCCUUCCCAUCCCUCCAGAGCCCAGACCUACAGCUGGCUAAAAAGCUAAAUUUUUAUUUUUUAAUUUGAACAAUCAUGUGCAUAGUUGCUUGGAUCACUGUUACAUCAGUUCAACACAUACCAGCACAUUCUGAUGUUGCCAGGGUAUUGGCUAAAAUUUAUUUCUUAGUUGGAUGUUUAAAGUGUUUGCUCCAUUGUUAAGGUUGGCAUAGUAUAGUCAGUUAUUGACAUGUCAUAAGAAAGCAUGAAACUUUACCACUUUUACAAAAGAUGAGGUUUUUGGUUUUUUAACCCUUUUAAGCUAAGCAUCAAAAAAUAUGAUUCUUGUGUACUUGUACAUAAAAACAAAAUUAUAACUGAGUAAAAAGAUUUAAUAUAUGAAAAUAUCAAAACUGUCAAACAGUAUUAGGCCUAACUGUGGCGGAGUACCCCUUGACGUCAUGCUGGCAGUUUACAUGUCAUGGGGCAGAACUCAGCAAGCCCUGUGGUUUCAGAUGUUAAUAUGCGACUUCUGGGUGUAAACAAACAUCUCAUUUAACCUCACUGUGCUCAGCUCUGAAAAGAACAAAGAUUUAUACCUCUGUACAUGUGAAUAGAUUUAAGUGUCCCGUUUUGAUACUAAUUUUGAAAGUUGUUUAACUUCUCUUGAUAUCUUGGUAAAAGUGGCCAUAAGAUAAAUCAUUUGGAUAUAUUUGAUUUUGUCAUAACAUUUAUAAAGUGUAUGUUUCCCAUUACAUUGAGAGUUUUAUUUUAAAAAUUCAGUUUCCCUUAUACUUCUAGCACACCUUGGCCAUCAUAGUAGACAGAAUACAGAGAAGACAAGUGGGCUGGGCAGUGGGGGUGAGUAUUCAUUGUCUUGUGACAUUUUGCCUUAAGAAUAAAAAGGUGCAUUAGCACUGCUGGUUGGCAUUUUGAAUGCAGGUGGUAAACCUAGUCUUACGUAAGCAUAGCAUGAGGUGGAAGGAAUAAGAGUUUGUUUCCUGGCCUUGAAGAAGUGCCUCGUAGGUAGUCACAGGAAGUCGCAGGUAAGUGUGGGGAGUGUGAGGACAGGCAAGAGGUCCCUAAGGUGUCUUUUCCUUUUGUCUGAGUGUAUAGUAUUAAGAAGCCGAGAAGAGAGACAGUAUUGGUCCUCUCUUACAGGCACUUUAUAUUUCUUGCUGUAACUGCAGCAAUCACAUACAGUACAGACAACCUCAAAAUCUGUUUAUAUUAGUGUAAAUAAAUAAAAAAAUCAUAGCCAGCUGUCUAGUUUUUUCUGCAGGCAUUUUUGGGAAUGCAUCUAUAGUCUGUUCUACUUUGUUAAUAGGGGAUAACAGCACAUCCUAGAUCUUAUGUGAACUUUGGAAAUCUUCUAAUUGCCCUUGGUAUCCUGGUAUCAUUCUCAUUUUCAAGGCAGGGUAGAGAGGGUUUCUUUAUACAGCAGAUUUGACUACUUCGUUGUCCAAACACAACGUGGAAUUUCUUGUUCAGGAGCACCUUUCAGAGCUCAGCUAGCCCUUACUGUCCUAGAUGUUUCCUCACCACCAAUGAAGGUUGCUCGUUUUCAUCUAACGGGAUCCUAAACUACCGGGAACCAUUGUUCCCAGACCACUGGGUUUUCAGUAACAACAUUAAUUCUGUUUGUCCACCUACCGUGACUUGACCCAAUGCUGGGGACCUUUGCAUCACCAGAGAUUCUGAGUCUUAUCAGGAGACUAGAUUCAGGUUGUGGUAUAGAGAUACCAGUAGAAGACUCAUGUUAUACUAUAUUUAGCCCCUUAAUUUUACUUAAUAUUAACUUCUUACGCUGACAGCUAGAUUCAGAAAGAGAAGAAAAAUACAUAGACUAUUUCAGGUCCUUGAGCUAUGAUUUAGGACCAAAGGCCAUUGCUAUGUUCACAUUAUCCUCAUAUAAACAAGAUUGGUGAUGUUUUGGAGAAUACCGGUUCAGUUGGCUUAAUAUGGGGAAGGUUGACAAAACAAGACUCUAUAUAGGGUUGAACGUGAAGACAGCCUAAGUUGAUUUCCCACAUUCCAUUUUUCUUCGUGUUUGCUUAAAUAGCAAAGAUCAGCAUUAAAUGUCUAAAGGAAUUUGUAACUUGAGACCUGGUAUUACAAAACAAACUUGCUGAAACAAGCGUUAAAAGACAGCAAAAUAUGCAAUACGUGGUGGUGUAAGUCUAAUUCCAGCAUUCAAAAUGUGAGACAGGAGAAUUGCUGGGAGUACAAGGUCAACCUGGGCUGAAUAGGAUCAGCCACCAAGACUACAUAGCAAAAGACUAUCACAAAAAGGAAGGAAGGAAGAAAAACAGCCAGCAGUCAACCAUCAUGUGUUUCUGUGGAAUCAGAUCUUAUAGAAAAUAAAGAUUCAGGAUGCUACUUAAAAUACAACUUCUGUGCCACGUUCCUCAGCAGGUGCAGUCAUUGAAGACCAUGAUGGUGGAGUAAAGGGAAGAGCAGAAUUUAGCACUCUGGAUGCUUAAGUGAGUGCUUGUAUUUAACCCUAAAAUUGUUUGAAAUUGGGAAGAAAUGUAACAGGAUACAAUUGGGCUAAUUAUGCAAUAUUUCAUCUUUUCAAUUCUCUGAACUCUGUACUGUUCCUAAAAUGGAAGAGUGAGUCUCUUUGGUGUUGCCUGCUCAAUGUAUGGAUCUUUGGUAGACAUUUCUCAUAGUGUAUACUUAAGAAGUGCCUGACAUUGAUUUGUGUUGAUUUCUAAGUCCAUGUAAUAAAUGAUAACGUGUUUUCUAUGGUAUCAUA
This is a messenger RNA of Peromyscus leucopus (white-footed mouse), 5322 nucleotides long. RefSeq names its product ADP ribosylation factor like GTPase 5A (gene Arl5a). Gene Ontology annotation, molecular function: GTPase activity; GTP binding. The record is from RefSeq and is a predicted model, not a curated record. Lineage: Eukaryota; Metazoa; Chordata; Mammalia; Rodentia; Cricetidae. The transcript has 6 exons. Gene Ontology annotation, biological process: intracellular protein transport; vesicle-mediated transport; protein localization to Golgi membrane. The coding region runs from base 256 to 795 and encodes 179 amino acids. Gene Ontology annotation, cellular component: trans-Golgi network; cytoplasm.